Messenger RNA from Acanthisitta chloris (rifleman), 378 nucleotides. RefSeq names its product potassium voltage-gated channel, Isk-related family, member 2 (gene KCNE2). The transcript has a single exon. Bases 1 to 378 code for a protein of 125 amino acids. The record is from RefSeq and is a predicted model, not a curated record. Gene Ontology annotation, cellular component: membrane. Gene Ontology annotation, biological process: regulation of heart rate by cardiac conduction; regulation of ventricular cardiac muscle cell membrane repolarization; potassium ion export across plasma membrane. NCBI's taxonomy places the organism in Eukaryota, Metazoa, Chordata, Aves, Passeriformes, Acanthisittidae. Gene Ontology annotation, molecular function: delayed rectifier potassium channel activity; voltage-gated potassium channel activity involved in ventricular cardiac muscle cell action potential repolarization; transmembrane transporter binding.
AUGGCUGAAAUGCAGAACUUCACGUGGGCAGUGGAGGAUAUCUUCAAGGAAACCUUUCUCACAUACAUGAACAGCUGGAGGAGAAACAUGACAGAAGCCACAAACAAACUGGAAGCUGAAGUGGCUGCUGAGAACUUUGACUAUGUCAUCCUUUACUUGAUGGUGAUGAUUGGUAUGUUCUCCUUCAUUAUUGUGGCCAUCCUGGUGAGCACUGUGAAAUCCAAGAGGAGAGAGCACUCCAAUGAUCCUUAUCACCAGUACAUUGUUGAGGACUGGGGGGAGAAGUAUAAGAGCCAAGUCCUGAAUCCAGAAGACCUCAAGGGUAUGAUCCAUGAAAACCUGGGGGCAAGGGAGAAAACAAGUCCUGAAUCACCAUGA